CCGAUUCGCUCACAGCGCUCCCACACAGCACAGCACACACAGAAAACCACCACCACGCCUCGGUUUUACGGCUCUGGCCCCUCCCCCGCCCCGCGCGAGCGAAGAAGCUAUGAAGCUGGAGGUCAUGCCCAAGCAGAGGGUCCUGGAGGCGGAGCAGAGGGAGGAGGCCAUGGAGAUGAGCGGCCUGGAGCUGUGGAAGCACGAGAAGCCCCCGAGGAUCUGCCCCUUGCCGCCGCCACUCCCGGCGGCGGCUGCGUGCGACGAGUCGGCGCUCGUGCCGCCGCUCAACUUCGCCAUGGUCGACGAAGGCAUCUUCCGCUCCGGCUUCCCGGAGACCACCAACUUCCGGUUCCUCAAGUCCCUCAAUCUCCGCUCCAUCGUGUACCUGUGCCCGGAGCCUUACCCGGAGACGAACAUGGAGUUCCUCGAGAAGAACGGGAUCAGGCUCCACCAGUUCGGAAUCGAGGGGCGCAAGGAACCAUUCGUCACCAUCCCUGAUGAAAAAAUCCGGGAGGCGCUGAAAGUUGUCCUAGACCCAAGAAACCAACCCCUGCUUAUUCACUGCAAGAGAGGCAAGCACCGAACUGGCUGCUUGGUCGGGUGCUUGAGGAAGCUGCAGAAGUGGUGCUUGUCUUCAGUCUUCGACGAGUACCACCGCUUUGCCGCUGCGAAAGCGAGGAUCACUGACCAGAGAUUCAUGGAGCUGUUCGACGUCUCAAGCUUGAAUCACCUGACAGCCUCGCAUUGUUAACCAAGGCGCGCGAUCACCUCGGUCGCCCUUGAUCAUCUCCCCAGCCUAUGUUCCUGCAGCUACUGAACCGAUUCAGCAGUGAAUAAUUUUGGAACCCCGUAGAGUCGAUGAGGUAGUGAUGAGACCAUUGCAAAAGUGUUUUGUGCUCGAGGGGGUUUAGUUUUCCCCUGCUUAGCGCACUGCUGAGCCUAAGAACCAGACAGUAGUGGUAUAGCAUUGCGAGAGGUUCUCUCUUUUUUGGUAACUCUCGCGAUCGCGAGGAAUGUGCCACUGUUGCCGGGUACUUAAGCGUGUACUCGAGCAGCUCUGUUGAGCGGGAAUGAACUAUUCUCUGGAUGCAAAAGGCUUGGCUGGCUCUU
Messenger RNA from Setaria italica (foxtail millet), 1110 nucleotides. RefSeq names its product probable tyrosine-protein phosphatase At1g05000. Bases 110 to 751 code for a protein of 213 amino acids. NCBI's taxonomy places the organism in Eukaryota, Viridiplantae, Streptophyta, Magnoliopsida, Poales, Poaceae. The transcript has 5 exons. The record is from RefSeq and is a predicted model, not a curated record. Gene Ontology annotation, cellular component: cytoplasm. Gene Ontology annotation, biological process: protein dephosphorylation. Gene Ontology annotation, molecular function: phosphatase activity.